CGCGAUAUCGACGAACAAACACAGGAACUCUUAGGGCCGCACAAUAGCCGUAAGGGCUCAACGCAUGGCGAGUACCCGGAGAUUGUGCUGACGGCCAAUAGUAAACACCAUAACCAUCGCAAUAACCACCACAACAACACACAUCAUAAUCAUAAUCACAGCUACGAUGACCACGCGCAUAGUCAUCACCACCAUGGUCACUCGCACGACUAUAGUCACGUGCAGGGCGCCGGUAGCGUAUCGUUUUUCAUACUGAUGUUCGCCACGAGUGUGCACUCGGUGUUUGAAGGCCUGGCGCUGGGACUCCAGAGGGACCCGACAAAAGCGCUGCACCUAUUCAUUGGUAUAAUACUACACGAGUGUUUGGUGGCGCUGGCCCUGGGGCUCAACGCGGCCCGACUCGACCCCGGGCUCAAAACCAAUCUACGCUUUUCGGCCGUAUUCUCGCUGACAAUACCCGUCGGGAUUGUGGCGGGAGUGGCGCUGGGGGUCACGCCUGGCCUAUUUGGUCGGUCUAUAUCGGCCCUAUUCCAAGGGCUGGCGGCGGGCACUUUCAUUCACGUCACUUUCCACGAGUUAAUACCCGCCGAGUUUAUGGGCAGUCACGGCGAGGGCGGGGCCGGGACAAAAUAA
This is a messenger RNA of Medioppia subpectinata, 633 nucleotides long. The record is from the annotation of a GenBank genome assembly. NCBI's taxonomy places the organism in Eukaryota, Metazoa, Arthropoda, Arachnida, Sarcoptiformes, Oppiidae.